Molecule: messenger RNA, 2364 nt
Organism: Xiphophorus hellerii (green swordtail)
Lineage: Eukaryota; Metazoa; Chordata; Actinopteri; Cyprinodontiformes; Poeciliidae
Gene: tex264a
Product: testis expressed 264, ER-phagy receptor a
Exons: 4
Coding region: 1-1029 (342 amino acids)
Biological process (GO): reticulophagy; protein-DNA covalent cross-linking repair
Cellular component (GO): replication fork; endoplasmic reticulum membrane; autophagosome membrane
Source: RefSeq, a predicted model, not a curated record
AUGUCCGAUUCAGCUCUGCUGCUCCUGAUACUCUUCCUCCUGCUGUGUUUGGUGCUGACCGUCGGUGGGCUGCUGGUGUACUCGGGGCUCCUCACGGAGGUGGCCAUUAAAACGGGAGCCCCUCCGAUUAGGAAUGUCACUGUCGCCUAUAAGUUCAAGCAGGGCGCCUACAAGGACAGCGGUGCAGCCUUCACGGAGACCUACAGCAUCGGCCCCAAACUCAGGGCCAUCGGGAUUUUCUACGAUGACCCCAAAAAGAUUCUUCCAGAGAAAUGUCGCUACAUAGUGGGCAGUGUCCUGUGCGAGGGUGAAGAGAAACCGGAUGAAGAGCUGCUGAAGCUUUACGAGAAGUUUGGCUUCAAGGUGUUUUCUCUACCGGAAGUGAGCCAUGCUGUAACCACCACCUUUCCUUGUACUACCAGUCUGUCCCACGUGCUGGCUGCUCACAGGGUUUAUCCGGAACUCGGUUCCUACAUUGAGGAGAGGAAACUAUGUGCCUUCCCAUUUAUUGAGACUUUCCACUCAGAUUUCAUCAACUACAUGGUUCCUCUGUGUCGCCAGAUGGACUUCUUUGUGCCAGAACUCACAGAGCAGGUCAAAACAGACGGGAAAGACGAGGACUCAGAUGAGGACAGAGGAACUGACAUUACAGGUGCAGAUUCCCACAGUGACGUGAGCUCAGUAAGCGGCGGUGUGCCUUGGGACAGCAGGGAGACUUCUCUGGCAGCUUCCACUGCUGCCUCUCUGGCCUCCUCUCUGCCCCUCAGAGACAUAAUGGACUCAAACGAAGACAAUAAGCACAGGGAGCACAGCGACAGAGGUUCAAACGACUCUGUAGGCAGCGGCUCAUCCUUCGAAGAACUUGACAUGGACCAGGAGGAGCUAGAGGAAGGAGACGGGAUGGAGGGCGAGAAGGAAAAAGGAACCCCUGAAGAAGAAGAAGAUGAUGAUGAAGAAGAAAAAGAAGGAGCUGAAGAAGAGGCUGGACUGGUUGCAAAGAGGAAGUUCCUGGGAGACGGAGAGGAGUAGGAAGGACGCUGGAGAAAUAAGGGACGUGGCCGUUUGAGUGGCAUGCUAGAGUGUUUCUCAGCUGUGCUGUUGUUGGUUAUCUGUCAGAGUUGUUGGUGGAUCUAAAGCUGUUCAUGCUGUGACCAACACCACCUUUUUCUGCACCUUCUAACAAAGCCUGUACUCUUUCUUAAACGUAAUCUCAGAUUUUAGGAGCCCUGGUUGUGUGUUUAGAUGCUGCCAGGACAGAGCAUCACUAGGGGAACCAGCACACGAUGUGCAGCAACAGGUGUUUUCAUUUCAACCAAGAUAUGAUGUAACUGUGGGUCCAUCUUCUACAGAUUUUUGGAAGAUUAAACGUAAAAUGCCUAAAAUUAGGAAUAAUUGGGUUUUUAAAUACAUAAACUGCUGCUGUUUUUGCAAUUAAACCCGAUUUCAAAUCGGGGGCAAUAAAUCAAGUUAUUGACAUCACCAGCUUUUCCUUCGAGGGUGGACAGGUUAUUUUUUCAUCACUCUAUACUCAGAUAAUCGCAUUUUAAUGCGAUCUGUCUUUCCAAAUUUACGUUAUUAACCCACUCUUCACUUAGUUUAUUUUCUUCUCAAUGUAGCCAGAGUUCAUCUCCUAUCAGAAUCUAGUUGUGAUCUCUUUGUAAGUUGAUAUUGUACUGGAAAUGUAGAAAUGUAUUGCCAUGUUUGUGUCCCUCUGUGUUGAAUAAAAUUUUCAAAUGGGAAUUGUACCUACAAAUAAUUAGUUUGUCUCUCACACGUGCAAAAUAAGACACUGACGCUGUUUUUUCUUCUUUCAAAGACAAUGGUUUGAACGCACCUCGAUUUCAAGCAGCUUCUUCCUGAAGUAUGAUUUGAUUUCCACUGCAACAGGCACAUAAUUUUGUCUGCGGUCUGAGGACAUUCUUGUUUAUCUGCUUCCCAGCAGUUACAAAAGACGUAACAGAGAGUGGGUGGCGGCGCUUUUCACAGGCCGGCAACAAGCGAGUGAGCUGCUCAUAAGUUAUUAAGCUUGCUCUUGGAGGCUGACUGUUUUCAAGGUUUCACAAUGGAAUGAUUGCUAGUUUUACUGCUUCACUUGAGUUCAGGUGGGAACAAAAUGACAGCUGCUAGAAUCAGAACUAAUGAUUUAUUAGUGAAGGUUAUGCAAAUAAAUCUCAGCUGUUUUAAGGCGAUCAUUGUGGAGCAAAUUCCUGUGGCAUGCUUGAAGCAUUUGAUGCAAAGAAUUUGAAAAACCUUAUAAAGCACAAUAACGUAAAGUGAAAUAUUAUUGUAUUGUAUUGCCACAGUUGAACUUGUUUUGGUCUGUCAUUGUCUGAAAGGUUAAAAUAAGAUAUUUACAUACAAUUU